CCGGUAGUGCGUCCCGCCCCGCCCCGCUCCGCUCCGCCGCGGGCAGCCCCGGCCCCGCCGCGCUCCCGCCGCCGCUGCCGGUGUCCGGCAUGGUCCUGCCGGUGCUCGCCGGCGUCUGCCUGGCCGCCACCCUCGCCAUGUUCGCCACCGGCCUGUCUGACCUGCGCCAGAUGUUGGCGACCAAGAGUGUGGAGAACAUCCAGUUCCUGCCCUUCCUCACCACUGAUGCCAACAACCUGAGCUGGCUGGGCUACGGCUGCCUGAAGGGGGACGGGACAGUGAUCACCGUCAACGCCAUCGGGGCAGCCCUGCAGACCCUCUACAUCCUGGUGUAUCUCUACUACAGCCCUGCCAAGCGCCCCGUGCUGCUUCAGGUCCUGCUGCUCCUGGCUGUGGUGGUCACCGGCUGUGGCUACUUCACCAUCCUGGUUGACACGGGGACACGCCUGACACACCUGGGGCUCUUCUGCAGCGUCUUCACCAUCAGCAUGUACCUCUCACCGCUGGCUGACCUGGCCAAGGUUGUCCGGAGCAAGUCAACGCGGUGCCUGUCCUUCCCCCUGACCGUCACCACCCUUGUGGCCUCCAGCAGCUGGACACUCUAUGGCCUGCAGCUCCGUGAUCCCUACAUCACAGUCCCCAACGUGCCCGGGAUCGUCACCAGCCUCGUGCGGUUCUGGCUCUUCCAGCGGUACAGGCCAGAGCAGGACAAGCCCUACAGCCCCCUGCCUGCCUGAGCGGCGCCCUCAGGAGCACCCCAACUCUGCCCUGGGCUGGCCCCAGCGCUGUCCCCUUGGCCACUCCCAGUGGGACACCAGGAAGGACCUCCAGCCCUGCAUCCUUCAGUGAGCUCUCAGCGAUGCCUUUGGGGUACCACAAGCCCCUCAAACCCAGGGUGGGAGGAUAGUUAUCCAUGCCUACGGCCCUGCCUGGCACCAGGAUUUCGAGGGACAGGGCUUUUGAGCGGCUUCCAGGGGUCCAGGUGUCACUUUUGUAUGGAUUCAAGUGCCUUUUAAUAAAUCAGAGACUUCCCAGAGCCUGCUUCUUGUAGCU
Molecule: messenger RNA, 1053 nt
Organism: Motacilla alba alba
Lineage: Eukaryota; Metazoa; Chordata; Aves; Passeriformes; Motacillidae
Gene: SLC50A1
Product: solute carrier family 50 member 1
Exons: 6
Coding region: 90-737 (215 amino acids)
Biological process (GO): carbohydrate transport
Cellular component (GO): membrane
Molecular function (GO): sugar transmembrane transporter activity
Source: RefSeq, a predicted model, not a curated record